GCUGGCCAGGGGGCGGGAGCUCGGAGGGCUCUCCUCCGGCCGGCCGCCGCCACCCCUCUCUUUCCUCAGAGGCCAUGGCAGCGCCGGGGGCCGGGCCGAUGCUCGAAGCCGCCGGUGCUGGGGCAGGAUCGGAGCCGGCGGUGGCUGCUGAGGAGAUAGAUCUGUCUCUGGGUAGGUGCAGCUCUCCACACUCGUCGGGUGUUGGUUGGGUGUGUCCUAGCGUCUCGGGGACCCACCCCACCCCAUGGACUUGCUCCGGAGCCGCAUAGGCUUUAUCCCCGCGGAGCCAGAUCCACUCUGGGUGCCCUUCUCAAAGUUGGGGUGGAGGGGGCUGGUUCCAGGUGAGAACCGCCCCUCCUCCCCCCAAAAUAUGCACUAUAUACCUUCCGUAUAUGGGGCGGGAGAGGCUGGCUAUGAACGCCUCUGAGGCGCAGAAAAUGUCCGGCCAGGGAAGGUUUGGCAAAGUUUGCAAAUUCCUUGCAGCCUUCUUAGGUGCCCAAAGUUGGGUCCCCACGGGGUCUAUACCUAUGCCAUUCCUGAUUCCACAGGCCAAUUGGCUUAGUUGAACCCAAGUGGGGUCUUCUCCCACAUCUUCUGCUUGACACCCCCCCACACCUGCAACUUCCUCUCCUUUUUCCGUUUCUCAGUAAAUCCCUCUCCUUUCACCAUGGACAGCCUAUUUUCAACCCAAACACUUCUCCCUCCUCCAUCCAGAGAGAAGGGAACCAUCAGUGAAAAGCAGAUGGCUCAGUGUGGACUGGUUGUCUGUAGCUAAGUCUUACUCAGAGUAGACCAAUUGAAAUUAAUGGCCCUUAAUUAGCCAUUCUAAUUAAUUUCAGUGUGUUUACUCUGGGUAUAUCUAGAUGCAGCCUGUUAGGUUCAAAUCACAGCUACAUUUUGGCUCACCUCACCAUACCCCACAGCAGUUUUUCCAAGCUCAAAACCCCACAGUCCAGCACGGACAUGAUAAACUGGCCCUCUCCAAAAAUAGAAGCUUGAUGUGAUGCCUGGUCUAUUUAUGGCAUUGACGGGCAAUGCAAAUCAUCAUUUCCUUGGCACAAGAUCUGUUUGUGCACACAAACAUCACACUCAUUUAUUCAGUCAGUGAUCUGGAAAUAUGCCCCUGCCCCGUCCAACGGAAUUACAAUGAAAGAAAGAGGAAAAUCUCUCCACUCUCUCUUGGCUUGCCUGGCUAAUUUGCCUCCCUAAAGCCCCCUCUGAAAAUAGGAAUGCUGGAAAUGUGCUCUCUGUUAUUCAGGGUUGGCAUUUGGGCAUCCACUGUUAUUUGAUCAGACUUAACUUAAUAACCAGCACCCAGUAUUUAAUGAUUCCCUCUCUGACGUUGAGUAUUGGGAGUUUAUGUUUGAUACUAUUACUGAAAACCAAUUCCUGGCUUCCUCUCAUCCCCACACCCCAAGCUGAAGGAUAUACAGCUUCCUUCAUUUUUUUUCCCCUUGAAGGACUUGCUUUUUAGGGGGGGUCUCUUCUGAAUACUUUCAAACUUUCUUGAAUGGUGGUAAUUAUUCACUUCAAGGAUCAUGCUAGGCUCAAUGGCAGAGUAGCUGCUUUGCAUGCAGAAGAUCCCAGGUAUCAAUCUCUGAUGGCAUCUCCAGGUAGGGCUAGGAAAUUCUGCCUUUACCCUGGAGUGAGAGUUCCCAUCAGUGUUGACAAUACUAAGCUAAAAGAAUCAGUGGUCUGGCUCAGUACAAGGCAGCUUCUUCCUAUGCUUCUAUGAGUACGCAAAUCAACUCAGUUCUCCAGGUAAGGAGCCCUUGCGUUCAGAGUAAAGCCAUAUUGAUUGCUUCUAUAUUGGUUCGACGAUGCUAUUAAUACAGCUCAGAAAUUGCCACGCCUGUUCAGUUUGUUGCUCACUCUGCUAUCCUUGCCUCAUUUAAUGCAAUACAUUUUCCCUAGUUGAAUUAAAAGAAAAUCAACCCUAAGAUAAAUCCAGAUUAUAACACAUGCCAACACUUUACAUAUUUUGGAUUAGGUUGUCUAAACAAAAAUAUUUUUAGCAGGUGCUGAAGAGUAUACUGAAGGCGCCUGCUUGAUAUGAGCAGGCAGGGAGUUCCAAACUGUAGAGGCUGCGACACAAAAAUAUGCAUUUCUUACAAAUGCAGAAUUGGUAUUAUGUGGCACCUGUAAUGGUGCCAGUUCUGCAGGUCAAAGGGGUCAACUGGGCACAUAUUGCAGAUAAACUGGUCCCAAGUUAUUAAGGGCAACUGGAAACUACCCUCUGUUUUGGAAUUCUGUUUUGGAAUACUUGGAUUCCUUAGAGCAUUAUUCUAUGCCACACUCUCCUUGCCCCACAUACUGAGGGUUAGCUUUCCAUCCUCUUGUGUUAAAAUGCUGGGAGGCCAACAUGAAACAAAAGAGAAGAUUUCCUUGACGUAUUCUGUGUGUGUUGGUUUCCCUAAUUUAGAUGACAUCAUAAAGCGCAACAAGAAAGGGCAGACAAACGCAAAGGAAAACAGAUGGAAGCAGCCGCUCAAGAACUGGAAUCCAGCCUAUAGCAACAGAAGACGUCGAUUCUGGGGCUGGGUACCAAGGAACCUGCAAGGUAUGUGUGAGAAGCAAUAGCAGAAAGAGAAGGUUUGGGAGUUGGCAAAAUUCAGGAAAUAAGUUGGUAGGGCUUUUUGUAACGGUUGGCAUCCUGAGAUAUCAACCCCUCCUUCAGCUUCAUGCAAGUACCUUUAGCUAGGGGUGACCAGAGGAGGGUACAUAAAUUGAACAUUAAAAUGAAUAUUAAAUAAUGAAUGAAUGAAUAUUAAAAUGAAAAUAAUGAACAUAAAAAGAGACAAAACGUUUAAGUGAUUUAUAGCACGAACUGGCUCCCAGUAUGACCUGAGCACAGCUCUUUCAAACUGGAGCACAGAACUAGGAAUACAGCACAACAAAGAAUCUCCUCCUUUCAUGGUUAAUGGGCCUUUGAUGAAGUGGGAAAAUAAUCUAUCAAGGUAGGGAUCAGUAGUGUUGUGGGAGAACAAGGAUCUGCAGAGGAGGGAUGCUCCUGAAUUGAGAUAGGCUUUUCAUGCUGGAGAUAGAUAGAUGGGGCUUGUCAGCCUGGGACAAGCCAUCUAGGAAAAGGAAAACUCUGAUCCUAAACAUCAUCAUCAUCAUUAUUAAAGUUUGUAUACCGCCCUGUACCCGCAGAUCUCGGGGAGGUUCACAAAAACAAAGACAACCAAAUAACCCCCUCCCUUCCAUAACAUAUUUUAAAAGGGCAUCAGAUGUCAAUCAGCCAAAGGCCUGGUUGAAGAGGAACAUUUUUGUCUGGUACCUAAAGGUGCAUAAUAAAGGUGCCAGCUUGACCUCCCUGGGGAGAGCAUUCCACAAGUGGGGAUCCACUGCAGAAAAAGCUCAUUCUCAAGUUGCCACCAGACCUCUCAUGGAGGACGCACACAGAAGGGUCUCAGAUGAUGAUUGCAGGGUCUGGAUAGGUUCAUAUGGAGAGAGGCGGUCCCUGAGUUAUUGCAGUCCUGAGCUAUUUAAGGCUUUAUAGAUUAAAAACCAGCAUUUGAAUUGGGAUUAGAAACUAGGUGGUAGCCAGUGCAGUUGGACCAGGAUCCAACUUCAACCAGGCCUCUGGCUGAUUAAUAUUCUACAGCCUUUUAAAUGUGUUUGUGGGGGGAGGUGCUAUUGUUUUAUUGUUUUUAUUUUAACUAUUUAUUUGUGCUUUUACCUUGUGAACAGCCCUGAGAUCUUUUGAUGAAGGGUGAUAUAUUAUUAUUAAUAAGACAAUAGCAAAAGUGCAGGUAAUCUCACAUACUCAUCCCCCUUUGGAGGAAGGGGCAGGGGAGAGUCAGAUGUGGCAAAUAGCAGAGAAACAUUGUUUUUAAUGAUAAAUUGUCGACACCUGAGGAUUGACGAGGAAUCACAUUCUGCAUGGUGUGUCUCUUUAGGACCCAGCAGGUUCAGAGGAGAGUUUCAAAAGCAGCAGAAUUACAGGAAGCCUUUCUGGAAUGGGGUGACCAGUCCCAGGAGGAGAGCAGCCCUUGGGCCAAAAGGCAUGAGCCCCCUAAAUCGGCCCAGCUUAGCUCAACAGGUAGGACUAUGGCAAUCUUUGCCAACUGAUACCCUCCAGGAGUUUUGGACGGCAGCUCCUAUAAACCCAGACAGCACAGGACGGAUGGGAGUUGUAGUCGACAACAUUUGGCGGACUCGAGGAUGAGGAAGGCUGGGCUUCGACAGCUGUUCCCCUGCCCAUGAUGCUUUAUGUUCAAGAAGCCAAUCCUGAGGCAAACUGUGCUAAUUUGUAGGUGCAGCAGGAAGAUGCUACCUUGGUUGGGAGCAGGGAUGGCACAACACCCGGUACCCAGCAGAGGGAUCCCACAAGGGUCAAUCGCUUUCGAAGGGCAGGAGCUGCUCCACCAACCGCCCAAAGGUAAGGAAGCUUGGUUUCAGGAGGAGUAGACUUCUGUGCAGGGAGGCAAACCUGAAUAAAAUAUUGGAGUGGGGAGGUAAGCCCUACUCUGCCCCAUUGAUCACAAAACGCAGCACAUGCACACCAGUUGAAUGGCAAUGCCCAUCAACUUUUGGGGGGAGGGGGCGAUCCCAUCAAAUAUUUUAUUGGAGGAGCCAAAGGGACCUCAACCCCUAGGAGCUAGCUCCUAUGCUUCCCUGUUCCCACAAAAGUGUGUGUGUGACUGCAGGCCACUUUGCAGGACACGGUGUCAGUUUUCGCCUCCCAAUCCUGGGGAGUCUGAACAUUUGCAAAAUCAAGUAGCAAAUGGCUGGACAAUUUUUCAACUGAGAUUCCAAAUUCAGCAAAUAUAUUUUUAUAUGUUUGGGGAGAGGGUCAGGAUCCAGAUCACCCUGCCACCUACUUGGACACGACGUCAUCGCCUUGUAACAUAGAAGAACAGGAGCCAGAGUUUUGUGUGGGAAUUUGGCUGAUGCUGGAAGCUGAACUGUAAGGCUGUGAUUUGCCUAGAACCACAGUGGGGAAGAAAGACCUGCCGGGGUGUGAGUGCUCUGAGCCCUCUGUCUUAUGCUUUGUAAAUGUAGCCAUACUUACUAAAGACACCACAGCCUACUCUGACCUUCAUUCCCUAGAAACGGAGCCCUGCGUAAGCACAGUCACUCCCGGAGUCUCGCCACUUGGAGACUGGCGUAUCUACCACAGUAUCUAUGGCUUGGGUGUGCACAGAAAUUUGUGUUAAUAUAGGGUCCUUUUAUUUCCCCCCAGUAACCAGCCUUUCCAGCUAAACCGAAGACCAGCUUUCUUCCAGAGGCAAUCCAGAUUCAACUUCAACCGAAGGGUGAGUUCUUCAUUGUCUUUUAUAUCAUGCUUUUAAAUUCUGGUGCUGGAGGAGACUCUUGAGAGUCCCAUGGACUGCAAGAAGAUCAAACCUCUGCAUUCUGAAGGAAAUCGGCCCUGAGUGCUCACUGGAAGGACAGAUCCUGAAGCUGAGGCUCCAAGAUUUUGGCCACCUCAUGAGAAGAGAAGACUCGCUGGAAAAGACCCAGGUGUUGGGAAAGAAGUGGUUUACAUCGUCCCUAUUGGGAAGACCUCUCUGAGUGCAUGGUCUGGAAGUUGGGCAAUAGCGGCAGUACAGGAUUCCUUUUGGUGUACCAACCUCCCCACUGUGCCAAGGAUUCCCUGCCCGAGCUGCUUCAGGUCAUACCAGAUGUUCUCCUGGAGACACCUAGUUUGGUUGUCUCAGGGGAUUUUAACAUCCAUGCCAACACAACCUUACAAGGGGCCGCUCGGGACUUCAUGGAAAGCAUGGCCUCCAUGGGGCUGUCCCUGAAUAAGUUUGUCCCAACUCAUAGUCACGGACAUGCCUUAGACCUGGUGUUCACCUCUAGUGACGUGGGUGAUCUGACAGUAAGCAAAGUGAAACAAAAGAAGUGCCAUGGUCAGAUCACUUCCUAGUGUAACUGGACUUCUCUGCAACCCUUCCCCUCUGCAAGGAGGUGGGACCGAUUUGGAUGGUCCGCCCCUGCCACUUAAUGGAUCCAAUUGGCUUUCAGAGAGUGGUAGGGAAUGUUCCAGAGAGUGGUAGGGGAUGUUUUAUCCCAUGUUGAUGGCCUUUCAGCUGAUUCCCUGGUGGAUUCCCUGGUGGAAUGCGGAGUUAACCAGGGCUAUCGACUCUCUGGCUCCGAGUGCCCUCUCCAAUUGCAUGGAGCCCGGACAGUCCUGUGGUUAUCUCCAGAGUUGAGGGCGAGGAAACAAUCACUGAGACGGCUAGAGUGCCAGUGGCAGAAAACUCAUUCUGAAUCAGACCGGACACGGGCUAGAGCUCAACGUCAAGUCUACCAAGUGGCAACGGUGACGGCAAAGAGGACCUUCUUCACCGCCUCUAUUGCAUCUGCAGAAAACAGCAGCAGGAGACUCUUUCAGGUGCUUCACAAUCUAUCGGAACCACCUUCGUCACCGGGGCCUGGUAGGGACCCCAAGAUCUCCUGCAAUGCUUUUGCAUAGCUCAGAUUUGGGAAGAGGUAGAUUCCACCAUGGGAGCAGGGCUGGGGCGGGAGAGUGCUAGAGUCCUGUCUAGUCAAGUUGCAUGGGAUCAAUUCCAAUCUGUUACCUCCGAGGAUGUGGACAGGCUGCUUGGAUGAGUGAAACCAACCACCUGUCUCCUUGAUCCUUGCCCAUCCUGGCUUAUAAAAGCUAGCCGGGAAGGGCUGGGCGAUGGGCUUCACAGGGUGCUGAAUGCUUCUUUCUGUGAGGGAGCCUUCCCAGGCACAAUGAAAGAGGCGGUUAUUAAACCGCUUCUUAAAAAAAACAUCUCUAGACCUGGCCAAUAUGGCCAACUAUCACCCAGUCUCAAAUCUUCCAUUCUUGGGCAAGGUGAUAGAGCAAGUGGUUGCUGAACAACUCCAGGCACGCCUGGAAGAAGCGGACCAUUUGGAUCCCUUCCAGUCAGGAUUCAGAACUCACCAUGGGACUGAAAUUGCCUUGGUCUCACUGGUCGAUGAUCUCCAGCGGGCUAGGGACAAAGGUGAGAGCUGUUUCCUAGUUCUGUUAAAUCUCUCAGUGGCUUUUGAUACCAUCAACCAUAACAUCCCUCUGGACUGUCUAGAGGGGCUGGGAGCUGGGGGCACUGUUAUACGGUGGUUCCGCUCCUUUUUCCUGGGCCGUGUCAAGAAAGUGGUGUUGGGGGGUGAGUAUUCAGACCCCUGGGCUCUCACUUGUUGGGUGCCUCAGGGUUCUGUCCUCUCCCUCAACUUUUCAACAUCUACAUGCACCCUUUGGGAGAGAUCAUCAGGGGGUUUGGGUUGGGUGUUCAUCAAUAUUCGGAUGAUACCCAGCUCUACAUCUCUUUCAAAUCAGAACCAGUGAAGGCGGUGAAGGUCCUGUGUGAGUGUCUGGAGGCAGUUGGAGGAUGGAUGGGGGCUGAGGUUAAAUCCUGACAGGACAGAAGUACUGUUUUGGGGGGACAGGGGGCGGGCAGGUGUGGAGGACUCCCUGGUUCUGAAUGGGGUAACUGUGCCCCUGAAAUACCAGGUGCAUAGCCUGGGAGUCAUUUUGGACUCACAGUUCUCCAUGGAGGCGCAGGUCAAUUCUGUGUCCAGGGCAGCUGUUUAUCAGCUCCAUCUGGUAUGCAGGCUGAGACCCUACCUGCCUGCAGACUGUCUCGCCAGAGUGGUGCAUGCUCUAGUUAUCUCCCGCUUGGACUACUGCAAUGUGCUCUAUGUGGUGCUACUUUUGAAGGUGACCCGGAAACUACAACUAAUCCAGAAUGCGGCAGCUAGACUGGUGACUGGGAGUGGCCGCCGAGACCACAUAACACCGGUCUUGAAAGACCUACAUUGGCUCCCAGUAUGUUUCCGAACACAAUUCAAAGUGUUGGUGCUGACCUUUAAAGCCCUAAAUGGCCUCGGUCCAGUAUACCUGAAGGAGCGUCUCCACCCCCAUUGUUCUGCCCGGACACUGAGGUCCAGUGCCGAGGGCCUUCUGGCAGUUUCUCACUGCGAGAUGUGAGGUUACAGGGAACCAGGCAGAGGGCCUUCUCAGUAGUGGCACCCACCUUGUGGAAUGGCCUCCCACCAGAUGUCAAGGAAAUAAACAAAUAUCAGACUUUUAGAAGAUAUCUGAAGGCAGCCCUGUUUAGGGAAAUUUUUAAUGUGUGACAUUUUAAUGUAUUUUUAAUAUUUGUUGGAAGCCGCCCAGAGUGGCUGGGGAAACCCAGCCAGAUGGGGGUGGUAUUAUCAUUAUCAUUAUUAUCAUCAUCCUCAUCAUCCCUUCCCCUCCUCAUUCAAUCUCAACAACAACCCUGGCCACCCACUCAGCUUCAUGGCUGAUGCUGGUCUCCUGGGUCCCAACCCGACACUCUCACCUCUACACCACAUUGGCUCUCAGUGAUCCAGUGAGGCAUGUGUUGCCAUUGCCCUCUGGCUUCAGUUGGCCCUGCAACCCGUUCUUAAAGGGGCAACUGUAAGACUGACCGGAUUUAAAAUUGCAUUGUGUUUUCCCUAAGUAGUCACAGUAUUCUACAAACAUUUUCUCUGUAAUCCUUACAACAAUCAUGUAAGACAGAGGAGAGGAUCUUAAAUAGUUUUUAACAAAUGUGGUUUCUUACUGAUUAUUUUAUUACUUUAUUCUUUUUGUAAUCUGUUUAGAGGUUCUAAGAUUUUGCAAAAUAAACAAGGAAUCCACUUUAAGCUACAGUCUGUGGAGAGCUUUGAUCCAUACUGUGGAACCAAGUCUCCUUGCUUUGGGAGUUUUGGUUUCUGUCAUGCUUGUUGUUCUCUUCCUUCUUACAGCAAACAAAGUCCAAUGUGGAGGGGAAGCCUUUAAAGAGGAGGAGGUAAGUUGUGGAAAGAACCCCCCUUUUCUGAAGGAAGAAAAAGCAGUGGUGGAGGAGAGAAAGUAAGGAUUGGAAAUAUGCCUUCCUGGCAUAACCAGAGCACCUGCUCUGUUUUUCCCCAGGUGGGAGCUUCUAGGGUUGCACUGACCUUACUUUGUAGGAGAAUUGUAGAGGGCACCUCAGUUGGAUCUUGAUGAGUGUCUGACCUUUGGAGCCUUCUCAAACUCCUCCAACGCUGGCAUGUCUUCAUCAGUCUGUGCUCCAUUCACUCCAGUCCUGCUGCUGCUGCCAGGAGUCUGGUUCUUUGCUUCCUCUCCCUGUCUCUCUUUCUCUAGGUGGCAGCCAGAACCCAAUCCUGGAGGUGUGCUGACCGUUUCUGUGUCUAACCCCCAAGCAAGUCAAGCAAGCAUGUACGUUAUGUUGCCUUGAGUGAAAACAAUGCCCAUUCUCUAUUGUGCAUCUCACCUUCCUGCUCUAUCACCCUUUCUUUCUUUCUUUCUUUCUUUCUUUCUUUCUUCCUUCCUUCCUUCCUUCCUUCCUUCCUUCCUUCCUUCCUUCCUUCUUUCCUUCUUUCCUUCUUUCCUUCACACAUUUAUCACCCUCCUUUCCCCCAAGCUGAUCAAGGUGGUAUGCAGAGUCCACACCCCCCCACGCACACACAUUUUAUGGUCACACAACAACCCUGUGAGGUUGGUUGGGCUGAGAGUGAGCCCAGCAAGCUUCCUGGCUGAGUGGGGGCUUGUACCCUGGUCUCCCAGUUCCUAGCACAGUACUCCAACAACUGUGCCACACUGGCCCUCGCUUUGGAUUUCUGGCCCACCAGGCCUGUGACACUUGCAGCCAGCUCCCCUUUCAGAGCCAGGGGCAUAGGCGAGGGCGGGCGCAAAAUUAGCUAGAAAUAUGUCCAUAAAUAUGUCUAUAAAUAAAUAAAAAUAUUGAUUAUUGCCUCAUAAGGAAAGGUUUUUAAUAGAGGGUGAAUUGAAUUGGGGGGGUGUUGGAGGAGAGAAGGAAAGAAGACCAAUGCAGGGGUGGAUGGUGCUCAUUGGGACUGGUAGGGUGAAGGCAAAGAGGCCAACAGUAGGUGGCGCCAGAGCCAAGGAGUGGCAGAGCCAAUGUGUUCUGUGCCUGAGAUGGAGUGCGAAGGGGCCGGCGGCCCUCAUGGACUGGCCAGAAUCCACUGGGCAAAUGCUCAUCUUCCAGAGUGUGGGUCUUCUGCCCUCAAAGUACAGAGCUUCUGCUGUUGCUCUCUCAGAAACCGUGCCCAGGUGGGACGUUUCGUUUUUCUUAGCUGCUUGAUCCCUGAGGAAGUUGUAGGUGACGCAACUCCGGCAUCUCUUACUUGGGAAGGUUUGGGAGAUGAACAAAUUCCACCCUUCUUCCUUGGCUCCAUGGAAAGAAGGCAUCUUUAUAUUCUGCGUGCAUUUCACAGGCCAGGACCCAAGCACCCCUUCCCAAGGGGGCGAAGAGGCCCAGAAAAGAUGAGCCGUUCCCAGCCCAAAGGUGUUCCCCUGAGAUUCAACUUCCGGGCUAUGGCUAACCAGGUUAGGAGCAGGAAUAUUGGGGGGCUUUUGGAGCAGAAAUAUUGGAAGCGGGAAGGAACUGAUGUCAUCUGCCAGAGCAGCUGGCUAAUUGAAGGGAAUGAGGUGAUAACAAGGCUUUCAAAUCUUAACUCUUGUUUGUAACCAGGAUAGAGGGAGGGACACAGGUGGCGCUGUGGGUUAAACCACUGAGCCUAGGACUUGCCGAUCAGAAGGUUGGCGGUUCAAAUCCCCGUGACAGGGUGAGCUCCCGUUGCUUGGUCUCAGCUCCUGCCAACCUAGCAGUUCAAAAGCACGUCAAAGUGCAAGUAGAUAAAUAAGUACCGCUCCGGUGGGAAGGUAAACGGCGUUUCCGUGCGCUGCUCUGGUUCGCCAGAAGCGGCUUAGUCAUGCUGGCCACAUGACCCAGAAGCUGUACGCCGGCUCCCUCGGCCAAUAAAGCGAGAUGAGCGCCGCAACCCCAGAGUCAGUCACGACUGGACCUAAUGGUCAGGGGUCCCUUUACCCUUUACCUUAGGAUAGAGGGAGGUGGAGAACAAGGGCAAUAUGAAGCAGACUCUGGGUAGUUGGUUCCUUUUCUUUUUUCGGGUUCCUACGUCAAACCAGCAGUUUAAAUGGCAACACUCCUUUGCAAGAUUGUCCGCCUUUUUAAUUGUUUGUCCGCCUUUUUAAUUGUUUGUAAUCAAGAAAAUGAUAAGUUGAUCAAGAAAAUGAUCAAGAAAAUGAUAAGUUGCCGCUGCCAAAGCAUUGUAUGCCAUCUGGCUGAAGACUUUUUGUUAAAGUUCAAUUGUGCUAAAAGUUGAACCUAUGCUGGGGGUGCGGUAGGGGGUGUUCAUGUGGCCACCUCUAGCCACCUGCUGAACUUAGGAGUGGGGAGGAAAGCCCUGUUCUUACCUUCUAAGCUUUCUCAUGCUUCAGAGGACCCACAUAAUGGUGCCCUGGGGGGCAGUACUAAAGAGUUCAGUUUAACUUGGAAAUUAGCCAAGCUUCCCCCCAAUUCUGGGGACAUUAGGUGUCUCCCUUCCAGUCCAACCCCCAGCUUGAACUGGGGUUGGGUGGACUCCUCAUCUCUUAACUCCUGGGCUUCAAAAUAUAGAAGGUGGGUUUUGUACCCUAUUACACAUGCCCUCAAGGAAACCAUUCCUGCACAUCAGAAUCUCUAGGUUUUGUGUUAUAACCUUGCCAUGGGCAGCUUUGUGCAGGAAUGUUUGAGUGUGAUGGAUUUUUCUCACUUCAGAGCAGGGUGUGUUUAAGCUGAAGGUCGCCAGGAACUCACAUGAAGAUUGUGGUCAUACAUGUGUUGUCUCCAAAGCUAAAUCUAUCUGUGUUCAGCAGAGCUGUGUAUUCACCAUUCCACCCCCUCCAAAGAAUAACAAGAACCUUAGCUUUCCUUUCACAGUGCUACAGUUCCCAGCACCCUUAACAAAUCAUUGUUCUCAGGACUUUUUGGGUGUGGGUGGGAGGAGAUGUGCUUUAAAUGUGCUGUGUGCUGACAUCUCCAAGCACAUGUCUGUGGGGAUUCAAGACUAACUCUUAUGUUUUUCUUCCUUAGACGAGCUUGACGUUGAACGAAAGGUUCUCUGGGUUGAGGAACACACGCCAUUUCACAGCGAAGCAGAACACAGGCCGAAUGGUCACUCUGCCAUUGCAUUCGGUGAAGUCAGACUGGCUUUGCAAAGGAGCUUGCCCCUGAAGCCAGUUGGUUGGUUGCCUGCCUCUGUCUGAGUGGCAGCUUGGCCACUCACAAAACGCAAAGAGACAGCCCCAUGCAACUUCACACUCAAAGAUUUCUGCCCAUGCUUCAGACAUGCAGCCCUAAGAGCAGCUCUGACUCCCACUCUAGGCCCCUCUGCCCCAGACUUCCUCCUGAUGUAGCCUACCGUCUGAUCCAGCUUUGAGGUGUGAGUCUGUAUGGCGGCUAGUACAGUUGUGUUUUUGCCGGAGAGCCAUGUGGUAAGGAAGAUCUCCAAGCAAGCUUCAUAGGGGCCCUCUUUAAUCCUCAGAUGUGCCCACAAAGGCAUGAUCAAGCACCCUCAUGCCACAGCUGCCUCUGGAGUGACCCUCCCUCCAGUAAGAGGCAUGCCUCACAGCUGAGUGCCUGGUUGUUUGUGUAGUGUGGGGGCAGGGAAUCUUGUGAGCUCCCAGAUAUUGCCAGAUCCAAUGGCCUUCUGCCCCAGCCAGCAUGGCCGACCGUCAGGGGUGAUGGAAUCCAACAACAUCUAGAGGGUCACAGAAUUCCCCAUCCCUGGUCUAGUGAAUUUGAGGUUCUUUGUUUCUCUCCCUCUGCCCCCUUUUGCCUGGAAAAGCACUUUGGCAGAUUCCUUUUGAUGAUUUGGGUGUGACAAGCUGUAACAGCGCGCUGAAUAAAACAACUUUUAGAAGCUGAAA
Molecule: messenger RNA, 12682 nt
Organism: Podarcis lilfordi (Lilford's wall lizard)
Lineage: Eukaryota; Metazoa; Chordata; Lepidosauria; Squamata; Lacertidae
Source: the annotation of a GenBank genome assembly